Molecule: messenger RNA, 759 nt
Organism: Lotus japonicus
Lineage: Eukaryota; Viridiplantae; Streptophyta; Magnoliopsida; Fabales; Fabaceae
Product: gibberellin-regulated protein 1-like
Exons: 3
Coding region: 304-618 (104 amino acids)
Source: RefSeq, a predicted model, not a curated record
AGUGAUAUUAAUUAUGAAUUAAAUCUCAUUUAUUUGACAACUCAUCAUGAUUAUGAAGUUAUAACCUCUGUAUUUAUUUGGAUUUCAAAAAUAAAUAAAAAAACCUCUGUAUUUAUUUGGAUAUGUAUAACUUCUUUGAUUGUUUCCAAAAAAAAAAAAUAAAAAAAAAAAACUUCUUUGAUCGAUGGAAUUAAAUUCUUCCGCGUGGGCCAUAGUACGACAACAUUUAUCUCCUCUAUAUAAGUCUUUUGAAGCCUUUUGAGCAGGUGAAAUCAACACAAAAAGAAAUCAAACCUUCAAGCCAUGGCCAUCUCCAAGACUCUGUUCGCUCCAAUCCUCAUUUCUCUCAUCCUUUUGCACCUUGUUGAAUCAAAUGCCAGGAUGGACAACACCAUGGUGGAGAGCCCAAGUCCAAGUCCUUCCUCAUCAAUCAUGGAUUGUGGCAGCGCUUGUGAUGAGAGGUGCAAGUUAUCUUCAAGGCCAAAUCUAUGUAAGAGAGCGUGUGGGACUUGCUGUGAGCGGUGCAAUUGCGUGCCUUCGGGGACUUACGGUCACUAUGAAGAGUGUGCUUGUUAUGCCAACAUGACCACCCACGGUGGUAGGCGCAAGUGCCCUUAAUCAAUCGUCACAUAAUAAUUCAUCUAUGCAUGUGAUUCUCUCAAAAUUGAUGUAUUAAUAUGAAUUCAAUUGUUAUUCAUACAUUCAGUUGUGAUAUGUAUGUAAUAAUCCACCUAAAAAUAAAGUUUUCUUUCUUCUGAA